Molecule: messenger RNA, 1140 nt
Organism: Arctia plantaginis
Lineage: Eukaryota; Metazoa; Arthropoda; Insecta; Lepidoptera; Erebidae
Source: the annotation of a GenBank genome assembly
AUGGAGGAGGGCUCGAAAGAGAAGUUUGAAAUUAAAAAUGGUAGUGAUCAGGAAGAGAGUGAAGACACUAAGGAGGAAGUUUACAAAGGACAGGACGCGGUUACAGACAUUGUGUGCGAUGAAAUUCAGCUCAAGGUGCUGGACGCAAAUCGCUAUGCGACGAAAAAAACUGUGGCACAAGGGAUGCUGGACAUCGCUCUACUGACGUCCAACGCUUCGCAACUAAAGUACGUGCUUCAAGUUGGGCCCAAGCACGAGUUCUAUACUUUGCUGGUCGUGCUAAUAUCUAUAUCCAUAGUUCUUCAGGUUGCAUCAGCUGUAGUGGCAGUAAUAUUAAGCGCUAUUUUCAACAUUAACCACCAGCCUGACCAUCGAAAAGCUGAACUCCUUAACAAUUUAGUUGCUACUGCACCGUGUGAGAGUAAAGACGUUAAAAUGGCCAGCGGAAGAAUUGUUGUAUAUGGCGGUCGAGGCGCUCUCGGAGCUGCAUGCGUCAACCACUUCAAAUCAGCAAAUUGGUGGGUCGCUAACAUUGAUUUGAGCGUAAACGAAAGUGCCGAUGUGAAUAUCACCGUUCCUAAAGAUGCGUCUUGGGUCCAGCAAGAAGAACACGUCGUGAAUGAACUGGCCAACGCCCUUCAAGGUCAGAAAGUUAAUGCUGUUAUUUGUGUAGCUGGUGGAUGGGCUGGCGGCAACGCCGCUAAAGACCUCAGCAAGCAAGCGGAUUUAAUGUGGAGGCAGUCUGUAUGGAGUUCUACUAUUGCAGCGACAGUUGCUUCUAAAUAUCUUUCACCUGGAGGCCUGUUGGCUUUGACUGGUGCUAAAGCUGCUCUAGAAGGCACUGCCGGUAUGAUUGGUUAUGGUAUGGCUAAGGCUGCAGUUCACCAACUAACAAAGUCUCUUGGUGCCAAAGAUUCUGGUCUGCCGGAGAACUCAUUAGCCGUGGCCAUUCUGCCUGUGACAUUAGAUACAGAAAUGAACAGAAAAUGGAUGCCUAAGGCUGACUUUGGGUCUUGGACACCUCUUAACUUCGUUGCUCAGUUGUUUGACAAGUGGAUCAAGGGUGAGGAACGCCCAGCUAGUGGCAGCCUGGUUGCUCUAGUUACUAAAGACAAUGUUACAGAGUUGAUUGUUCAGUAA